AUUCAUUCCGGGUCACCAUUGGCUGAUCGGAGGCAAUCCUGUCAUUAAGAUGUUGUCAGAAGGAAUUCUAUAGGCGUGGGCCGUCCCGGAGACUGUGUGUUUUAGACUUUCCGCAGAGGAGGGCAUUCUAUUGGCUAUGGGAUCAGGGGAACGAGGACGUUCCUUGACACCUCGUCAAAUAUCAAAGUAGCACAGGGAGCCCCCGGGGUUAAAUGUAAUCCCCGCACGGCAUCGAAAAUGACGAAGGUUCCCCCGGGGUUGGAUCUCGGCUUCUUAAGUGAAGAGGAGGCCAGGAAGAUCCUCGAAGUCCUGGAAAGAAACGAGGAGCUGCAGAGGGCGGAGAAGGACAGGAUCAGCAAACUCCAAAAGACCAAGAGAGAUAUCCGAUGGCUACAAGGAGUGACUGGUGAAUGGUUUGAAGAAAUUCAGAGGAAGAAAUUCCGCGAAUGCACUGAUGUCAACAGCAUGUUAAAACCUCCGCUAACAUACCGACUGAGGAAGAUGAUGAAAAAUGACCCUGUGGAAUUACCGACGUCACGAUCAAAUCAUCCGCCGGCUGAAAGUCACGCCACCUCCACUCCUUCCAUCCUGGGCUUCCAUUCUCCUUUUGCUUCGUUCUUUUCCUUCCGGAAGUCGGGGAAAGAGAGUUUGAAGCCUUCCCAGCUGCCACAGCCAGGAUAUAAUGUCUUCGCCGAAACUGAUGUUCCAGCAAGGGGAAAAGUUGAGGACGAAAUGUACCACCUGAAAAGUGAAUCCGCUGGCAGCGGGUUUGAUCCCGAAGGAGCCGAAAUGAGAGAGGAAGGUGACCUGCCUCCGUGGGAAACCAUGGACCUGGAGCAUGAGCUUUUUCGUGUUUUAGAUGAUUUGGACUGCAAGCUGGCCGAAGAACAAACUCUGAGCGCGGGGAAUAUCGAGCCUCCUUUCGAUCAUGGGGCAGGAACCCAGUUUAGUCAUUUAUUCCCUAGGCGGAACGCAGCCGCCAAUUUCCCGGGACAGUACAGGAGUAACUACAGUGAGGCUUCUAAUAUGUCCAUCUACGAUCUCUUAAGGCCAGCGGCUUCCCGAGAAGGUUUUCAAACUGUCUCCUACAGGACAAAGUCACUUUACGAUAUAUAUGGGACGAAGGACCCCGGCCUCUCCGGAGGAGUCGGUGUGGCCCCCAACACCUUGGGCAGCUCUUCUCUGUGUACUGAAUCUAGACGGCGAACCGCCUUUCCUGUUUUGGGACGUUUCACGGCCUGCAGCUUGCACCUUCCGUCUCCAACUCAGACGAAGAGCGGAUUCGCACCCCGAAUCCACCAGCAGAAUCCAAAGAGGACCCCGUUGUCCUCUAUCGUCUGGAACAAUUCCCCUCGUUCCGGAGACUUCCAGAAGCAGGGAGAGCAUCCGAAGGCGGAGUGGCCAAUGGAAGUCGGUUGCUCGGACGAGGAAGCGUAUCCCCGCUGGCUUCAGGAGAACGGGAAGUAUGAAUUUUACCGCUCAAAGACGGUCUUCAGGAGCGGAGGACCAACCGCCCCCAGGGCUCGAACAUUCAGCCGUCAGCCCUUAGAUAAUUCUGAGAACACGCCACUCUAUCCCUGGGAAAACAAGUUCUCUAGGUCUUGCCCCAGACGCUCCUUUGGGUCGGGCAGUCUCCGAAGGUUCAGAGGGGGCCCUGUUCCUGCAGCCUCAGUGGAAGACCGUCCUUUCUGGCCCGACUCUUGUCCCGGCAGCGUUCCGGCCGACGGAGACUCUGAAAUGAUUUCAAAUGAGGCGAACGACUGGCCCUCUCCGGAGACUCUCAGAGCGGUCCCACCUUCCCGGCAGUGGAGGGCCUGUGCUGGGCCAGCGGCGGCCAAUGUUUCUAAAAGCCAGAUGGAGUCCCGAGUUCGAGAGGUGGGUUUUCAGACGGACCUGUCGGAGAGCUGGGAGACCCUAACGUCCAUGCAGGGGAGGAAGGAAUACCGGUUCACCUUCUCCAGGAAUUCUGAGUCCAUCUCUCACGCUACCACACCCGUUUUCCCCCAUCUGGAUUUCGGGAAAGCGAAUGUAGUCACAGAAACUCACGUCCCGGAAGCCGAUCGGGAUACGGAGUCAGCGGUCCAGAGCCCCCUAAAUGGCACGGGAGGUCUUCGGGGCUCGACUUCUGAGAGCGUUUCGGUUACCUUCCCGGGCGUUAAAGUGAGUGAGCCUGAUGAACCCUCCUCCCUUGGUAGAAGAGAUCUCACAAAACACCUCGCUCCCAACAGGGAUUCUGUCACUUCGCUGUCUGUUGCUCAAAGCCAACCAAGCACGUCGUUCACACGGGUGGACAUCGAGAAAGCCUCUAAGGAACGCGGUUCCGAAAAGGUGGAGGUGCUAGAUGAGACGAGCCAGGAAAGCGUGACGGGUGCAACGUUACAACCCAUUGCUCCCCCGGUGAUCUCUGCCACUCGCCCAGAUUUCCAGAAUUCUCUCUCCAGAGACCCUACCAGCGAGCCAACAGACAGAUUCGUUUUCAGUGCACCUACCACUGCAGUUUCAAGAAGGCCAAUCAGAGUCCCCGCCAGGAGAGACAUUUCAAAAAUGUACCUCACCAACAGAGAUAAAAAAAAUGCACUUAAAAAAGAGGCCGAACACGGCGGGGGCAGCAAACUCGAUCCUGGAGCUUCCUCUCCCUCGGCUGAUGAAAACAGAACUCGGAUAUCUUUUCCCUCCCCAGAUCGAUGUGACCCACAGGGUGCAGUAAUACGUCAUGGAGAUUUUAGGGAAAGAAAUGAGGAGAACAGGCCAUUAGAAUCUUCUGGAAGACCACCCGCCCAAUCUCAGGAGCACAUUUUACUUUCACAAGCGGAGGGUGAACAAGGUAAUGCAUUUAAAAGCGCCGCUGUUUGUUCUACCGUCCGUAGCGAUUCCCGCACAGACCUUACUGUCCUACGACUCCAUCCUCCAGGACUGUCACCUCAUGGCUUUCAAGGUUCUUUGCCACCUUUUUCUCAUCAUGGCUCCUCCCUUACUCCAUCCGUAAUUUGCGGCACAGAAGAGAAAAUACAGCCAACGAAGAGCUCUUCAGUAAAAAAUGAAGAAAAAACCAACUCUCCGAGUCUGGGCCGGUGUCCUUUCAGUCCGGGAAAAGGGAAGGGGAGAGUAAGGCGCCGCGUAUCUUGUAUUGAACAAUUAAGCAAGCCAGAAAACGUCUUGACAAAGGAAAUUUUCAUCAGUUCUGCCCCUGCUCUUCAUCAAACUGAACCCAGUUCUCCUGAGCCUAUCACAGUGUAUUGCACCUUACCAAGAAAGUCGCCCAGUUUCUUUUUUGACACUUUUCUAAAAUCGGAAAAAAAGAGGAUGCCCAACUCAGCCAGAGAAGGGCCCCCUCCAUUCCGAGUCCAAAAGGAUCAAGAGGAUCCCGCAGAGAAACUCUUUUUCGGUCAAGUGGAUCCCCGUUCCACCGAGGCAGGAAAUAAAUGCCCUGAUGGUUUCCAUCCAGUCCCUGCUCCCCAGAGUAGAGGCCCUAAUAAGACAAUUGCAUGUUCUGUUCCUGCUAGAACAGGACCACCUCCAUUCCAAGUCAAAAGGACCGUGGAAAGUUGCUCGGAGGCACAUUCAUUAGGUAGAGCCGAUCAAAAAAACAAGACUUCUGUUUCCAUAACAGAAGCAGAUUCUUCUCCAUCAGCUGGGCCAGUUAAAGCCACUUUUCACACGCAGGGAAAUCUCCCAUCGAUCCAGGAUUCCUCUCUACCUCCAGUCAGAGGUCUUAACCAAGAAGCGAGUCUUCAUACCUGUUCCAAAAGUGACAGUACAAUGUCUACAUCCCACACAGCUGAAUCGGAAGAUGAAUUUUCACUCACAGAUGAAAAGCACUCCUCUGAACCCUCAGAAAUGUCCAAGAUGGACACCGGAAGUAGCCUGCAGAAAUAUAAGACCACGAGCACGCUUACUAUUUCAGGGGAUGAAGAUAAUGUCAAAUGUCUUGAGCUGGUUUCAAUUUAUUACACUUUACCACGGAGGCAGUCCAAAAAAAUUUGUCACCUCCUCCAGGGUUACACAGAAAAUGGCGAUGCACCCACCGAAACGUCCCCCGGGAUCGGUCACCAAAGAUAUGAAUUUUCUGUCGAUGUAGCGGGUGCAGCUGUCCCUACUGCUUUAGGAGACGAAGGCGUUGAAUCCCCUCCUCAAAUCCUAACAGGAACUACUUCUUUGGAUCUAAAGGCUGCAGUUAGCCCUGCUGAAAAGGACACCGAUUCCCAUUCUCACUGUAAUGAAACAGCGGCUAUUUGGCAAUUACCAAGCCCUGAACAUUCUAGGCCAGAGAAGCCUUCAGAGCAAUCAUUGCAGGGAUCUGCAACUGCAUUUCCUCUCGCAGUUGACACUGAAGUUUCUCUUUGCAAAAAAGAAUCUAACAGCCCAAGGGAUUGUUCAGUUAGAGCAAUCUCCGAGGAUUCGCUUAACAAAACAGUCGGUAUAUGCUUUUCCUUCAUUCCUACAAGUCCACAAAGAGAGGAUCAUUUCCAGACGGAAAGGGCGUUUACUCCUAGCUCAUCAACAGCCCCUAUUGCCGAACAUCCUUCAGAAGAAAGCCCCGGAACCGUGGAAGUAAGAGGAGACAAAGGUCAGCAGAUUUUUCACUCGCCUCCCUUAGAUAAGGUGAACCACACUUUUCAUCCGAAAGGAGGGUUCGCCAACUCCGCACUUAAAUACGCCACCGUUACCUCUACCGGAUGGAGAAAAAAAUAUGAUAAGGACAUUAACCCGAAAGAAAUCUCAAUACCCGAAGCGGUAGCCUACUUUGAUUGUUCCCCUAAUUUGCAGCCAAUGACAGAUGACCAAAAAAUUUCCAAUAAGAAGCGUUCAGAUUCCCAGAGUAAAGCUUUUCCCCGCUCGGCAGCUUCUCUGGCUAAAUCCAACCCUCAGCCCGAGGGGACAGAUAACAAUCGUCAGCCUGACUUAGCCAACCAACAGACUGAACCAAAGCAAAGUUGUCGGGCCGAUCGAAACAACCAUGGGUUCCCUAAAGAGGAAGGUGAACAGGCCACCGACCCUAAAGGUAAAGAGGCGAGAAGCACAGGUGAUCGAGGCUCACCUUCCAGGACAGUGAAUAGAAAUAAAUCCAACUUGGUUUGUCCUAAAGACAAAAACGGUGAACUAGAGAAAAGGAAAAACAGACCUUCAGUUAAACAUAAACUGGAAGCUAUGUCCAAGAGUCGCAGAAAAUUUUCUACCAAAGAUAUAAGCUCCAGAAGGCACGUUGCUAGUAUAUUUCCAAGGCGUGAAGAUGGUACAGUGACUCCUGACGGGUCACGGGACACCCCGCUUCCCCCUAAUCCCAUCUCACUGGUUCUGGAGACCACCAAAGAAAACCAGAGUCAAAGUCCAUGUUCUGAUGAAGUUUCUUCUCUUGUGCCCCAAACACCAGAUUUGGAUAAGAAUGAGCCUCCUGCCCAGAAUGUUUCCGAUUCCAGCCGGAAUUCUCCUACACGCGGAGAAACCCAGCAAGAUACAGCCAGCCGUUCCAAAAGAAACACAGACAAAGGAGACAGCGUCACAGAUUCUCCACCCAACGGGGGAAGCUCUAAAAAGAAAAUAACUGAAAGAAGUGAGAAGAAAGAAACAACCUUCGAAAAAGAGCUCGAAACCCAGGCGCGGCCCAUUCUUGACAACUUAACGGCAGUAGAGCUCGCUGAUCCUCAGACCCGACUGAGCCCUUCGACCUCGCUACCGUUCGAUGCCGAUGCAAAAUACGGAAGAUCUUCCGAUAGCAGCUGGCCAGAAAGCAGCCUCUCACCUCCAAGUAUCAAGAUCUCUUGGGAAUGGGAGCCAGAGCCAAGUCUCUAUCGUUCAAAGAGUUUAAAAAACCUAAGUACCCCUGAGAGAAAGCUAGGCCCAAAUCUUCAGAGAUCCCGCGAGCGCCAUUUUUCUGAGGAGGCUUCUGCCGGCAAGGCCCCAAGCAGCAUGACCCUCGGGAACGAAUUCCCCAUUGGCAGUGCGUACAAGAGAAGAUUCCAGUCUUUUUCAGAGGUCUCCUGCGAUGAAAAUGAAAAGUGGGCGAUGUGCAGCCAGAGAACCAGAACCAGCGGUCCUAGAUCCGUGACGUAUAUCUCCAGGCCGAUUGACUACGGGAUUUUUGGGAAAGAACAGCAGGUGGCUUUUUUAGAGAACGUUAAGAGAUCGCUCACGGAAGGAAGACUGUGGAGACCCUGCUUUCUCAAAAAUCCGGGCUUCCUGAAAGAUGAUUUGAACAGUUCUCCCCACCGAGACGACUCCCUCAGCUCCGCUUCUCCCGGUAGCCAGGGGUCAGUGGAUGGCUUGUCUCCGAGAGAACCCCUCAACAUCUAUCAAGAUGUCACAGUGGAUGAUUCAGAUGCUGACACUGACACGACGACGGACGACGAAUAUUAUCUGGACGAAAUCGAUAAGGAGUCAGAACUGUGAUUCCGCUCACACGGGGACACGAGUACAACCCUUUCACCGACAGACUUGGGAACAGAGAGAAAAUUAUGUGGUAUAUCCACAUAAAGGUUAGGAGAGGAAACAGCUACUACGAACCGUCUCUUCUUAGACAUAGCAAACUCCCUGGUUUUCAUGCACUCGUGUACUUCUCUGAACGCCGCAUAAACAAUGAGGGCGAAUUUGCCUUUUGUCAACCAGCGUGGUUGUCUAGCAUUUCUUUGGGAAGUUUUAUGCUUUGCCUUCUUUCACCUCCACCUAAGAUUAUUUCUUUGGCUGUAGUCUCAACCUUCUUCCGUUCUCCAAUUUCAUAAUUUCAUAGUCACUGUAUUUCUUAAACAUUUACUGUAUGGGGAACAUAGUGCUGAGCGCUAAAAAGAAUGCACGGGGGGAAAUUAGACAGACACAUUGGUGGGGAAGGAGGAGGGGUCACAAUCCACCAACUAACCAAUUUCAUCCUUCUGUUUUCUUUCGUCUUCUGUCUUCCUUUAACUCUCUCCUCCUCCAUUUCCCUUCACUGUUAACACUAUUGAGAUUCAGGCACCCAGUAGCUUCUCAGACAUCCCAAACAACUUUCGUGCUAUCUGUAAUCUCGCAAGCACACCCGAGCACUCACAGCACUAUAAAAGAUGAUGGCGGUAAUAGUGCCGAACUCUUCUCCUUUUGAACAACAUGUAUGAAACCUCCCCAGAGGAGGAUGAUUUUUCUCGCCUCGUCUCCUUAAGGUUUCAGUGUUUAAUUUCAUUUUGAAAACUUGAGGUGGGGGCCUUUGCUUCAGUUGUGUCCUAAAAGGGUUUCCCAAGUGGACAAAUAGUGAAUGGAUUAUGUGAGAGGACCGAAACUCACGUUAACAAAAUGAAAGGUCGAGACCCAAGAGUGACCUAAUGUGAACUCCUGAGGCUUACUUAGUUUUAAUGACAAUGUCCCUGCUCCUGCUCAUAAAAGAUAUGCUUCUCCCAUGAGCCCAGAGCCACCACCGUCCCUUAAAACUCCCACAUACUUUCCUCAGGAGUCGAAAGCCAUCAUUCCCGAUGGGUUGCUAACCGAAUGAACACAGAAGGAGGAAAGAGGCCUAUUGACAAAAGGCUGAAAGCCCAAGGCUCACACAUCCCCUUGUCAAAGCUGCUUUCACUCCCCUGGCUAUAUCUAUCUGUGGAGCCAUGAUCACCAUCUUGUUUCUUGGCAUCUUUCUUGAGAGAGAGAGGAGUUUUAUGUUACUAUUCUGUCGGUGCUCCUCAUGUUUCCUGUUGUUUUAGCUGGAGAGCUGGUUGUAGAAUGACCUCGUUGAGAAAUAACUGGAUACACAUUAGCAGAAUUAUACAAGGAAAACCUCCAAUUGCCUACUCGUGCUCUCUAGGUGUCAUUAUUAUGUGAACAGAUGUUGCUGUCGGCCAGUUUGUUUAGCUCCUUUAGAGUUUGGGCUUUUGAUUUUGGUUUGUUUUGGGUUCCUCUGGUUUUCCUUGUUUAUGCAGUGUCUGGGUCACCCCUGUAAUGAUAAUAAUCCUUCUUGAUAAAACACUUUGUGGUCUUAGGAUAAUAGGGCCAUGAGAAAGUAAUGUAUUGUGAUUAUCAUUAUCAUCAUAACCUUUUCUGGCUGAAAGUACAGUGCAGGCUAUUUUUCUUACUCUAUGUUCUUACUGUGUGAAAAAAAGAGGACACAACAUUAUAUUUUUGCUGAUCUUUCUCAUCCCGUGACUCUGAGAUCCAAUAACCUGUCCUGAACUUUGAUAUCUGGCAAUGUCUGAAAAUAAAUAGGGUCUUUAAGUAAAUGGCGCCAGACAUGAGACCCUCAGAUCCAAAAUGAAAUAGUCAACUAAGCUAUAACUAUAAUUUAUGAAGUUUCGUGUGUGGUUUCAAGUUCAUGUUUCUCCAGCUCUUUUUCUAUUUCCUUGUUAAUUUAAUGAAAUUUGUGACAACCAUAAAUUAUGCAUUCAUUGUAAUUAUAAAAGUUAGAGGCCUAAUAUUUUAACGUGGAAAUUUUGUUUGUUUCUUAGAGCUCUACCUAGCAAGGUCUCUCUCAAUGAUUAUUUUAACUAUGUCUACACUAGACAAUUUAUUCAGUAGCAUUUAUCGCGCGCUUACUGUGUGCAGAGCACCUUACUAAGAGCUUAGCACUGUCCUAAGCGCUUAGCCCUGUAUGAAGAGGAGAAUUGGCACGUACCUUGCGAUUUGGGGCAGUAUCGACAGUCAAAUCGGAAGAGUCAGGGCAAAAAUUCUUCUUUGCAAAUCUGCCCAACAGUUGACAUCUCUUCAAUUCUCUUUGUGUUCGGUAGACCUGCCCCGAGAAUCAGGAGGAGCCUUUGAGGAGGCUGGCAUUCUCCCACAUUUUGCAUUUUGUAUUGUUUAAUCUAAACAAAAUACUUCGUUAAAGAAGUUUAGUCGACUCUUAUAUGUGUUUGUAAUCUAAUGGACAUUGUGGCUCUUUCGCAUGUGUUCUUUGUUUGUGUAUUUAUAUUUAGAAUUUUUCCCAAGUGGUGGACAAAGAAGAGAGUGAACAUAAAAGUGUAAAUUUGUAAAAUAGCUAGCUUUGGGGGAUGGAUAAAGCUAUGACAUGUACAGGUCUGUCCUUGGGCUGAUAGCGUGUGGACCAUUUAAGGCAGACUAGCACUGUAAUCAAUUCCUUUAUAUGGAUUCUGGGACUUGAAGUGAAAGGAACGAGGCACCUUCUUGAUGGGAGACUCCAUCAUUAUCAUCUAUGAAAGUGGCAUAAAUUAAAUUAGAUUUUCAAAAAAUGGGCCACCGCGGGUUUUAGAUAUACGGCGGGUUAAUAAAUUCCUGAUCAUAACUUUGCAGACCUUCCGAAGGAAGUAGACUCAUGAAGUGUGCAUUCUAAACCAGUGUUUUCAGCUUUCUGUUUAUCCCGAGGAGUCUGACGACAUAGGAAAUGGUCUGUAGGCGCUUUCUCUCUCUCUUCCCAAAAGAACAUGUAUUGCCCCAAACCUGUGGAAGUAAGCCCGUGCCUUAGAAUUUCAAAAUAUGGGCAUAUGUAAUAUCUUCGUGCAUCCGUGCCGGGCCCCCAUAAGAAAAGCAAACAUGACAACCCCCAGAAUUACCCGGCAGCGUUCAGGAGAUUGCCAAGUCAGGCUGUGAACUGUGGCACAUCUGUUGGAAAUCAAUGCUCUAAGCGAUAAAGCUGAAUGAAUACCAGCCCCAGGGUAAAAACUCCCACCUCAGUGAGGUGAAUUACCCCAUCCUCCUCCUCUCUCCUCCCGCACGUUUCCCACAAGUGGUCAAAUUUUGGGGGAGCUACAGAAAGUCAAGCAAGCUCCUUUGGCUUCCUUCGUGAUUCGCUUCUUGGAGCAGGUUGGGUCCUAUUGGGAUUGGCUUCUAAAUCUGAAAACCUUGUGCGGGACACAGGGAAAUUUACUCCAUUCUGCCUUAUUUUCCCUCCCAAACCCCUCCCUCACAUCUCUCUCCCUUUGCAUGAGGAGGGAAAGUUGGUUCCUCAGCAUUAAUUAUAAUAAUAAUAAUUUAAUAUCUGUACCUUUUGAACGUUUGUAUACAUGUACAUAUUUCAUUAUUCGGUGUCACUACGUUGGCUCCGCACGACUGGCAAUUCAAGUUUCUAGUGUAUUGUUUUGGCACCUUGUUUCUUUUAUCCUUUGGUGAUAAUUUUAUCCACAUAUUUUCUUAUAUAUAUAAAUGGCUAUAAAACCUUUCUAUGGAGAUGACACAUGAUGUAAAUGAUGAUGUGAUUUUAAAUAAAUGCCGUUUUUCAAAUAACUUA
Molecule: messenger RNA, 10129 nt
Organism: Ornithorhynchus anatinus (platypus)
Lineage: Eukaryota; Metazoa; Chordata; Mammalia; Monotremata; Ornithorhynchidae
Gene: EXPH5
Product: exophilin 5
Exons: 6
Coding region: 238-6387 (2049 amino acids)
Biological process (GO): positive regulation of protein secretion; intracellular protein transport; positive regulation of exocytosis
Cellular component (GO): endosome
Molecular function (GO): small GTPase binding
Source: RefSeq, a predicted model, not a curated record